UGUUGCUCCAUUCUGCUCCCGCGACCCAAGCGGAAGUGUUUCGAUGCUGCUAGCGGUUUAGUGCCGGAGGAAACGUUUAGCCGAAGAAAUCGCGACCACCCUUUUUUCACAGGUCUGAAAUGUGAACGAAAAAUCACGAUGAAACUGUACGCAAAGAAGAAAAUUCCGCUCACAUGGAACAUGAACCCGAUGGACCCCUGGGGUACGUUCAGGAAUGUUCGCUCAUCGGAAAGUCCCCGUAGCUUUUCUGCAGAACCCACAGGGGAGACGUUCGUGCAAUCCGUGGUUUCGGAGCAGAAACAAGACACUCCCUACGAUGUAAUCUAUUCGUCCAUUAUUGUCGCCGCCUGUGUCCUCAUAUUCCUCAUCAUUGCAACGCUGCUCUUCAUAAAGGGUCGUAGAAGCAAGAACGAAGAGAAAUCCGGAUCAAUUCUCGUUUACCCAUCGAGUCAAGGAAAUGCCUCGCAUUUUCUGACAAAGGAGAUUCACUUCAGUCUUCCUCCCCUGAGGAGCUCGUCAAUGGGAAACCUAAACGAGCCUAUUGUUGAGGAUUCAGAUGUGGAUACUGAAUGCCUACUGAUACCCACCACGCAUAACCAACGAUCAAAUUCAUUCAGUUGCUAUGGUUUGGGCGUUAUCGAACCAUCGCUGUACAAAAGUACUUUAGAUCUGGACGAAAUACAGUGGCCUGAAGGACAUAUAGGACGUCUGUGGUUUUCCCUACGCUAUGAACCAUCAACGGAAAAACUGCUCGUAUCUCUUUUGAAGGCUAAGAAUCUGCCAUCUCGUACUGUUGGCACAGUAAAUAGUUGCGAUCCUUUCGUGAGGCUCCACCUUUUGCCGGAUGAAAGAAGGUAUUUGCAAUCCAAACAGAAGAAAAAGACUUGCAAUCCGUAUUUCGAUGAAACCCUUGUAUUUCAGGUAUCAUCCAAAGAAAUGAUGGACCGAAUACUAAAACUAACGGUCAUUGACGGUGGGAGAGCGAAAAAGAAAUGUGAAAUCGGACACAUCACCUACCCCCUCAAGGACCUCGAUUUUGGAGAUGGUUCGGAGCAGCAACUCUUCAAAAUCGAUCUGGAGAAGGAACCACAUGAAAUAAAAUCCGACCUUGGUGAGCUGCUCAUUUCUCUUGUAUACAAUGAAAACCUGAAUCGAUUAUCAGCAACAGUUAUAGAAGCUCGAAGAUUGAAGUUUCAGGGUGACAAACACGAAGCCUACGUAAGGGUGACUUUAAAUCAGCACUAUAGAGGCGUCAAAGAAAAAAGGACCAGAAUCGCCAGACCAUCCAGGGAUGGAGAAGUAACAUUUACAGAGGGCUUCAACUUCAAAUUGGCCCCAAAUCAAGUGGACAUCAGCAGCCUAGCGUUUCAUGUCUUUCAGGCAACUUCUGGUUAUGGUAGGGAUAAGCUGAUUGGAAAAUGCGUAUUGGGAUCCUAUAUGUUCGCAAGGGGUAAAGCUCUGGACCAAUGGAAUAUUGCUAUCUCUAAUCCUAUGGAACAGCGACAAGAGUGGCAUAUACUAUGUGAAUGAAACCCCUUCAGGGACCAGAUAGAGCAUGUUCAUUAGUUUAUCAAAGUAAAAGAUCCUAUGUUCUUCACGGACCAACAGAUAAAUAGCAAUUGAGAUUGAUCAAAUAUCAACAUUAUGCAGUUUUACCCACAUGAAAAUUUUCAGCUUAUUUUUACAUUUUCAGUAGGGUAAUGAUCUCCACGAGAAUAAUUUUAUUUUCAUUUUAUGAAAAGUUAGGUGAAACUCAAUAUAGAAUAUUGAAUAUAUUUUCGUAUCACUCCUGAAUAGUUAUGACAUUCGUCAACAAUUAUUUGGUUUAUUCAUUGAAUAAGCCUCAUUUAAAUUCGAGCAAGUUUUCGUUUGAUAAUUUAUAUGUGAAUGGAUUCCUCCAAUAAAACUGUUUACAUCUUUUGCUGACAUAUAAAUGUUGAAAAAAAAUGGGACAUUCGAAAGAGUAAAGGAUUGCUCAAUU
Molecule: messenger RNA, 1981 nt
Organism: Coccinella septempunctata (seven-spotted ladybird)
Lineage: Eukaryota; Metazoa; Arthropoda; Insecta; Coleoptera; Coccinellidae
Product: synaptotagmin-15-like
Exons: 10
Coding region: 139-1530 (463 amino acids)
Biological process (GO): regulation of calcium ion-dependent exocytosis; calcium-ion regulated exocytosis; cellular response to calcium ion
Cellular component (GO): membrane
Molecular function (GO): syntaxin binding; calcium ion binding; clathrin binding
Source: RefSeq, a predicted model, not a curated record